CAACAUGAGCACGCGAAAGAAGGUUGACAACAGAAUUCGCGUUCUUAUUGAGAAUGGAAUUGCUCUGCGCCACAGGACGAUGUUUGUAAUAGUUGGAGACAAAGGAAAAGAUCAGGUAGUCAUCCUACAUCACAUGCUAUCAAAGGCAGCCGUCAAAGCACGACCAUCAGUACUCUGGUGCUACAAGAAAGAACUUGGUUUCAGCACCCAUCGUAAAAAGAGAAUGCGUCAACUACAGAAGAAAAUCAAGAGUGGCACGUUGGGUUUGAAUCAUGACGAUCCCUUUGAACUGUUCAUUUCGUCAACUCAAAUUCGUUACACGUACUACAAAGAGACACAUAAGAUAUUAGGCAGCACGUACGGCAUGUGUGUUCUUCAAGACUUCGAAGCUCUCACACCGAAUUUGCUGGCGAGAACGAUCGAGACGGUAGAAGGUGGCGGCAUCGUUGCCAUUUUGUUACGGACCAUGACGUCUCUGAAGCAGCUCUACACGAUGACAAUGGAUGUUCACGCACGUUAUAGAACAGAAGCACAUCAGGAUGUCAUCGGACGCUUCAACGAAAGGUUUCUACUAUCACUAGCUUCGUGCCAGUCCUGCCUCGUCAUAGACGACCAGUUGAAUGUACUGCCCAUAUCGACUCAGACACUGUCAAUCCUUCCAGCGAAAGCAACAGCUUCGGAAUCCGAGAGCAAAUCAGAGCUCACAGAGCUGCAACAAUCAUUAGCAGACACUCAACCGGUUGGAGUUAUAGUCGGAUGUGCACAUACGUCAGAUCAAGCCAAAGCCGUUCUCAAAUUUAUCGAAGCUAUUUCUGAAAAGACACUUCGAAGCACAGUUGCGUUGACUGCGGCUCGUGGACGAGGAAAAUCUGCGGCACUCGGCCUGGCGAUCGCCUCAGCUGUUGCAUUCGGCUAUUCAAAUAUAUUUGUGACAUCACCGAGUCCGGAAAAUUUAAAAACGUUGUUUGAGUUUGUGUUUAAAGGUUUUGAUGCGUUGGAGUAUCAGGAACACUUGGACUAUGAACUGAUCCAGUCUACCAAUCCGGAAUUCAACAAUGCAGUCGUGAGAGUGAACAUCUUUCGUGAGCAUCGCCAAACGAUUCAGUACAUUCAUCCAUCAGAUGCAAUGAAACUUGGUCAAGCAGAGCUUGUGGUCGUCGACGAGGCAGCCGCCAUACCUCUUCCAUUAGUUCGCAGUUUGUUGGGACCGUAUUUGGUGUUUCUAUCAUCCACAGUCAAUGGAUAUGAAGGGACGGGUCGUUCUCUGUCUCUUAAAUUGAUCAGUCAAUUGAGACAACAAAGUGCGAAGCAAGUGAGCGCGUCUGGACAGUCGAGUUUGCGUGGAGUUAGCGGAAUGACUGUGGCUGCUGGGCGAAUGCUUUACGAGGUGACGUUAGAUGAGCCGAUUCGAUACGCCAGUGAUGACAAUGUUGAGAAAUGGUUGCAUCAGCUGCUUUGUCUUGAUGUCUCUAACAUCCCCAGGAUCGUCGUCGGUUGUCCUCUACCGAAAGACUGCUUGUUGUAUUAUGUGAAUCGGGACACGUUGUUCAGUUACAACAAAGCGUCUGAGGUUUUUCUUCAGCGUCUUAUGUCACUCUAUGUUGCCUCUCACUACAAGAAUACGCCUAAUGAUCUUCAGUUGCUGUCGGAUGCUCCUGCUCAUCAUUUGUUUUGUUUGCUGGGGCCCGUAGAUCCUGAAGCAAAUAGCUUGCCUGAUGUGCUUUGUGUACUGCAGGUGUGUCUGGAAGGUGAGAUAGCAAAGUCAAGUAUUAUGAAGAGUUUAUCACGUGGACAGAGACCAUCAGGAGAUCUCAUUCCAUGGACGAUAUCUCAACAGUUUCAAGACUCACAGUUUGGACAACUAUCUGGUGUUCGCAUUGUUCGAAUUGCUACACAUCCAGACCUUCAAGGAAUGGGUUAUGGCAGUUGUGCUCUUGAGCUUCUCAAACAGUACUACAAGGGUGAGGUCCCAAGUCUGUCUGAGGUGUCAUCAGGUGCAAGCACAGAGCUACUGAGCAGUUCGGCUCACAUAGACAGCGGCAGUUUAAUUAAAGAACAAUUGAAGCCGAGAACUAACCUUCCACCUUUACUACUGAAGUUGAGUGAAAGGCCGGCUGAACGUUUGGAUUACGUUGGUGUUGCAUAUGGUCUCACCCGAGACUUGUUGAGGUUCUGGAAGAGAGCGGGCAUGAGUGUUGUGUAUCUACGUCAGACACCGAACGAAUUGACUGGAGAACACACGUGUAUCAUGCUGCAUACGCUGACCGACAGCUCAGAUUCAGAUCAGGAGUCUGUUCGUUGGUUGCCCGCAUUUUGCUCUGACUUUAGACGACGUUUUGUGUCCUUGUUGUCAUACCAGUUCAGAAGUCUUCAAUCGUCUCUCGCUUUGAGUAUUCUGCAAGAUCGAGACAAGCAGGAGCAGCAGGUACUGGCAGCAGACGAAUUGCAGUACUGGCUGACUGAUUAUGAUUUGAAUCGCUUGGAGCUGUACAGUAAGAAUCUAGUUGAUCACCAUCUUAUUACCGAUCUUCUACCCACAGUGGCUCAGCUGCACUUUUUGAAAAAGUCAAAAUUGUCUUUGUCUGUUGUGCAAUCAGCGAUGCUUAUUGGGUUGGGGCUUCAACGUAAGACGGUGGAAGACUUGGAGAAAGAGUUGGGGCUACCUGCACAGCAAUUGCUUGGUCUUUUUAAUAGGAUAAUAAGGAAAGCAGUAAAGGUGUUUACUGAGAUCCAAACUACACGAGCUGAAAACGAGCUUGGAUUGAGGAAAGAAGUUGGUGGCGUUGAGAUGCAGCCACUAGAGAAGAGCAUUGAUGAUGAACUGGCCUCAUCUGGCAUUGAGCUCAAAGCAAAGCAUAAGAAGCAGUUGGAAGAACUAUCUAACAGUGACUUGCAUAAGUAUGUCGUAGCGGGCACAGAAGACGAGUGGCAUGAUGCUCUAUCUAAGUCAUCACCUCCAGCUGUUGUUAGCAUCAAAAGACGGGAGAAGAGACGUAAGGAAAGUAGUUUCAACGAAGAUGAUAGAAGACCUAAAAAGGCAAAGAAACACAAGUCGAAAACAAUUCGGAAGUGACGAGCUAUAGUCUGGCGGUAACUCAGUGAGUUGCCUUCUGUUGCUUUGUGAAUGGGUCACACUGUGCAUGCGAAUAGAGACAUGAGAUGGUAUAUUGAUAUCAUUGAUAUAAAUAUCAUUGAUAUCCAUUAUUGAUAUCAAUGGACGUUUGCUAGCAAGAGAGAGUGUGCAUGUGUAAGCAGUAAGUUUUGUGGUAGCAAGACAACCAACAAUGGACUGAAUGUGAAGAGAACGGCUGUGUGCAAAUGUUGCUGCCUCACUUUAUCAGUCUUAAACAUCUAGAUAUUUUUUAAAUUGAAAAAAUUAUUUGUUUGUGUCAGAGUUGUUUGUACUCUAAUGGAUC
Molecule: messenger RNA, 3416 nt
Organism: Corticium candelabrum
Lineage: Eukaryota; Metazoa; Porifera; Homoscleromorpha; Homosclerophorida; Plakinidae
Product: RNA cytidine acetyltransferase-like
Exons: 27
Coding region: 5-3073 (1022 amino acids)
Biological process (GO): rRNA acetylation involved in maturation of SSU-rRNA
Cellular component (GO): 90S preribosome; nucleolus
Molecular function (GO): ATP binding; 18S rRNA cytidine N-acetyltransferase activity; tRNA binding
Source: RefSeq, a predicted model, not a curated record